Molecule: messenger RNA, 1514 nt
Organism: Theobroma cacao (cacao)
Lineage: Eukaryota; Viridiplantae; Streptophyta; Magnoliopsida; Malvales; Malvaceae
Product: pfkB-like carbohydrate kinase family protein
Biological process (GO): metabolite repair
Molecular function (GO): ATP-dependent NAD(P)H-hydrate dehydratase activity
Source: RefSeq, a predicted model, not a curated record
CCAACGGCGGAUAAGUAAAGAUGGCGUGUUAUAAAUCCAAAAUUCUUAAAAUAUAAAGGGAAAAAAAUUUAAAGCUGAUGGCCAUAGAUGAUUAUCUUCAUCUCUACUACACAGAUACUGUUAAUUUCUGAUUGCUUGAUUGCUGAUGAUUGUUAAGCAUGGAAUGAAUUCUGGGUUUUCAUCAGUAGCUUCAUCAGCUGUUUUAAGGAGGCAGCAGUUUUUGAUAAGGUCUCUUAGAGGGUACAGUGAUCACACACAUCAGAAAAGAAUGGAAGGAAUGAAAUGCUUUAGCGGAGGAGCUUCUUUAGAGGCUGAUUCUGAGAAUGUUUUGAGGGCAAUUAUUCCAUCCCUUGACCCAACCAGGCAUAAAGGCCAAGCUGGGAAGAUAGCUGUUAUUGGAGGUUGUCGUGAAUACACCGGUGCACCUUACUUUGCUGCUAUUUCAGCUUUGAAAAUUGGUGCAGAUUUGUCGCAUGUUUUCUGUACAGAAGGUGCUGCUACAGUAAUAAAAAGUUAUAGUCCUGAAUUAAUAGUGCACCCCAUUUUAGAAGAGUCUUAUAGUAUUAGCAAUGUGGACGAUGAGGGUAGAAGAUAUGUCUCACAGAAGAUUCUUGCUGAGUUUGAUAAAUGGAUGGAAAGAUUUGAUUGUCUGGUUAUUGGUCCAGGCCUUGGAAGGGACCCAUUUCUUCUGGAAUGUGUCAGCAAAAUCAUGAAGCAUGCAAGACAAUCAAAUGUUCCAAUAGUUGUAGAUGGGGAUGGACUCUUCCUUGUAACAAACAGUGUUGACCUUGUUAGUGGCUAUCCCUUAGCUGUCUUAACUCCAAAUGUGAAUGAAUACAAGCGCCUGGUUCAGAAAGUUCUAGGUUGUGACGUAAAUGAUCAAGACACUCAUGGGGAGCUGCUCUCUCUUUGCAAAGGGAUUGGUGGUGUAACUAUCUUAAGGAAAGGAAAGUGUGACCUCAUUAGUGAUGGUGAAAUAGUCCAAUCAGUGGGAAUUUAUGGAUCCCCACGGCGCUGUGGUGGCCAAGGUGAUAUACUUUCUGGAAGUGUUGCGGUAUUUUUGUCUUGGGCUCGUCAACAUAUGUUAGCCACUGAAGGGAAACCAAUCAUCAGUCCAAAAAAUCCAACUGUGUUGGGCUGCAUUGCGGCCUCUGCUUUAUUGAGGAAGGCUGCAUCUCUUGCUUUUGAGCAUCAGAAAAGGUCAACUCUCACCACUGAUAUCAUUGAAUGCUUGGGACAAAGUUUGGAGGCUAUUUGUCCAGCAUCUUGAUAACGUCCACACUUAUGUCCUGCACCCACUCGGUAGACUGCUUCCUCAACAAAAACACUUUGUGCCAAAACUCUUCUUCAAUGUAAUGUACAAUGAUCUUGGUGUUUCCAUGCAAUGUUAAUAAAAGCAUACUGUAAAAUUAUGGCUUCAACGGAUUGAAUAGGCUUUUCCAAUCCUUGUUUAGGAAGCAUGGGGUAUUGUCUUCUUGCAUCUUUAAUUUACCAUCUGUUGGAUUGGGUGGUUA